GAGCGUGAGCAGAGUGAGAGAGUGAGUGAGCGAGAGGAAAAAGGGCAGAGGGAGCGUGAGCGAGUGAAAGGGUGAGAUAAGCAGGGAGAGUAGCAUCUCUUGAGCGUAUUCGGUUCGCAAGGUAGAGGGGGGAGAGCACCAGCAUCUCACCUCUCUCUCUCUCUCUCUCUCUCUCACAGAUACACAUUCUCACACGUCACACAUUUGUGAGGAGGCGUGAGGCUCAGGAGGAGGAACACCACACAACACACGCGCUGUUUUGCUGGCUUAGCUGCGCUUUGGAGAGCUGUCUCUUGAAGACUGGACCAGAGCUGAAUCCAUCGCUUCAUCCAUCCUGUCCUUCCUUCCUGGUUUCCAUUCCUCCAACACUGAAGCAGCUCUCCUUCACCCAUCCCUGGACCAUUUUGACUGAUUUGCUCUCUGUCAUUCAUCUAACCUUUGAUCACCUGUAACCAUCGCUGCCUGUCUCUAGCUUUCACUUCAUUCAGCCAAGAAAUCAAGAGACAAUCUUAGAGAGCAACUAACUGACCGACUGAGAGACCGACCUUUUCAACCGCAAUCAUGAACUUCCUCCGGCGCCGCCUCUCUGACAGCAGCUUCAUGUCCAACCUGCCCAAUGGCUACAUGACAGACCUCCAGAGGCCUGACCCACCUGCUCCUCCUCCCCCCACGGCGUCCUCCCCUUCCCAGCAGGGUGCAGAUCUGACCACGGCGCCCGCCCCUGCCCUAUCCCCGACCAAAGCUCCAGCACCAUCCCAGGCGCCAGCCAGCUCCCCCGCAGCUCAGGAGCGGCGUGCGAGUCAGCAGCCUCAACAGGCCCAGUCCUCCUCCUCGUCCGGCGGUUCCUCUGGCUUCUUCAGCUCCUUCAGCUCCAUCACCAACGUGGUCAAACAGACGGCCGCAUCCGCUGCCGGGUUUGUGGAGCAGUCGGCUCCCUCUCCCUCCCUCUCCAAGAAGUUCAAGAUCCUGUUGAUCAUCGAUGAGGCCCAGCAUGAGUGGGCCAAAGUGUUUCGGGGAAAGAAGGUCCUUGGAGACUACGACAUCAAAGUGGAGCAGGCUGAGUUCUCAGAGGUCAACCUCGUCUCACAUUCAAAUGGCACCUGUAACGUGGACAUGCAGGUCAUCAGGGGUGGGACCAGAGUGGUCAGGUCUUUCAGGCCUGACUUUGUCUUGGUGCGCCAGCACGCCUUCAGCAUGGCCCAGAAUGAGGAUUUUAGGAACUUAAUCAUUGGUCUACAGUAUGCGGGCGUCCCCUCUGUCAACACACUGGACUCCAUCUACAACCUCUGUGACAAACCCUGGGCUUUUUCCCAGCUUGUCAACAAUCGGAAGAGGUUGGGUUCAGAUAAGUUCCCUCUCAUUGAUCAGACCUUCUACCCCAACUACAAAGACAUGAUUACAACACCAAGCUUCCCAGUAGUGGUGAAGAUCGGACACGCCCACUCUGGAAUGGGAAAGGUCAAAGUGGAUAAUGUGAGUGACUUCCAGGACAUUGCAAGUGUGGUGGCCAUCACUCAGACCUACUGCACUACAGAGCCAUUUGUAGAUGCCAAGUACGACAUCAGGGUCCAGAAAAUCGGCGCUGACUACAAAGCAUACAUGCGAACAUCCAUCUCUGGUAAUUGGAAGAGCAACACAGGAUCUGCCAUGCUGGAACAAGUAGCCAUGACUGACAAGUAUAAGCUGUGGGUUGAUACCUGCUCAGAGAUCUUCGGAGGGCUGGAUAUCUGUGCCGUUAAAGCCAUCUGUGGCAAGGAUGGUAAUGACUACAUUACUGAGGUCGUGGGUUCAUCUAUGCAGUUGAUUGGUGAUCACCAGGCAGAGGACCGCCAGCUCAUCUCAGAGGUGGUGCUGGCUAAGAUGAACCAAGCACUGGCUGCCAGAUCAUCUAGUAUUUCCCGCUCACCUGCUCGCUCCCCUCAAGGCCAGAGGCCAACUACUGUGCAACCUCAACAGGGUGCUGCCCUUAAGGAAGGACUGGCAGAUCCAAACAGGACCUCAGGCCAGCGCCCUCAACCUCAAGGUGCACCAGUGAAAUCACAGAGUGUAGAGCCAUCAACAGAGUCAGCUAAGAGAGCAUCUGAACCAGUACCAAAGCCCAGCCAGGCCCAAAAACCUGUCCCAGGUCCAGCUCAGAAACCAGUCCAGAGGGCCGCCUCAGUUACAAAGCCUCCAGUGCCGAGGCCUCCCCCAAUGACGAGAGCCCCAUCCGUCACAAAGUCAGCCCCAGGUUCUGCUUCCACCCCAGCCCCAGCAAAAGCUUCACCAUCAUCCCCAGGUAAAGCAGCAGCAGCAGCCUCAGCAGCUCCAGGCUCUUCCCCAACCAAAGCAGCAGCAGCAGCAGCAGCCAUAGCUCCAGGCUCCCCUCCAUCCUCGGCUUCAACCCCAGCUCCAGCCCCAGCUCCACCCCCAGCCUCUCCCCCAGCCUCAGGUCCUACCACAGAGCAGCCCAAGCCCCAGCCUCAGAGCUCCCCAUCUCCAGCUCCUGGCAAACCAAAAGAGCUGCCCCCCAAACCCACACCGCCUGCAAAGCCUAUCCCUCCUGUACGCAGGAAUUCAAGGCCACAGCUCCAGCCAAAGCCGCAAACCCCGCCUCCUCCCAAAGCUUCACCUAAACCCCAACCCGCUGCCCAAGUCCCAGCACCCACUCAGACCUCAGAUACCGCCUCAGCCCCUGCCCCAGCACAGGUUCAGUCCCCAGCCAAAGCCAGCCACUCCCCGCUUAAUGCCCAGUCUCCAGCUAAGGCUCAGCCCCAGGCCAAGCCGGCCUCUCCUUCCCUAAACCCUGAGCCUGGCCCAGAUGAAGCAGCUGCGGCCCCAGAUGAGGCUGCCGCGACCUCGGAUGAAGCCCAGGCCCCCGUGGAAGAACAGCCAGCAUCCCAGCAAAAGACCCAUCCUCUGCUGAAUAAGUCCCAGUCCCUGACCAAUGCCUUCAACGCCUUCAGCGACUCUUCUUUCUUCCGCGGUGUCUCGAGCUCUGGAGGUGACGGCCAAGAAGAGGUGAAGGCCGAGACCAUUCGCAACCUCCGAAAGUCCUUUGCCAGCCUUUUCUCUGACUAGGCACAGCCGAACCGUAGUCAGCCCCUUAUUGAUUCUGGCCCCCCUUUUACUACUGGCCAGUGAUUGACUUGAUUGACAUUAAAUGUGAACCAGUCUGAGAUUAAACUUUGUGUGUUAACUGUUCUGUUUCCCUCUGUCCUGGUCCCUCUUCUCCUCCACUUUCAGCUUCUCUGUGUGAGUAACUGUGAGGCCUGCAGGGUAUGAUAUUCAGUUAAUAAUGCUGUCCCAGAGUAAUUCGACUGAAGGUGUUACGUCAUUGAUGAAGAAUAGAAUAGAAUAGAAUAAGAAAAUGUUUAUAUUUCCCAGAGCACACUUUAAGGAACACUUUCUGAAGUAUAUAAAAAAUAUAAUUCAAGAUUAUAGAUGGAUGUACAGUAUAGACAGUAUAUAUAUACUGUGUAUGUCUUAUAUAUGUAAUAUAUACAGUAUAUAAAUAUAAACAUAUAUAGCUAUAAAGGGAGCUAAGCCAAUAAUUAAAAAAAAUCAGUAGCACUUUUCAAUAAGCUUUUGUCAGUGGCAUAACUCUUUCAUUCAGUGACUAGAUUCAUACACGUUUCAAAAAUAAUCAGAUACUUGACAUUUGAUGGUUUCCCUCACAGUGAAUCUGUUUUGGUCAGUAAGUGAAUUAUGUGAGUAAAAGAAGAAAAAAAAAAAACUUUUACAAAUUAAUCAUUUGUUUCUGUGUAAAUCCAGCCGUUGUGUGUCUCUGGUCCUUGGCUACUGACUACUGGGCUCAUCAUUGCUGCCCCUUCUUUUUGUCAACAAGCCUUGAGGUUCAUUGUCACGUGAGGGAGUUGGAAAUAUGUGAAUGUUCAUCUGUGUUGUCAUGCAUGGCUCCUUCAAGUGGCUCGGUGUGACUUUUGGAGCAGAAGGGAUCUCUUGUCAGUGUUGAGUUUUGCCCUCCUUCCCUCUCUCUCUCUCUCUCUCUCUCUCUCUCUCUCUCUCUCUCUCUCUCUCUCUCUCUCGAUGUUGUAGCCUUAUUGUGAACAUGUUUUCAAUUCACAGCUACAUUUGUUAGCUGUGCAGACCUGGGUCGAUUACAACUUGAAAUCCGUUCAUUUACUUCAAGCGUCUGAAUAAGUACUAACUAUUGAGGCCGAGACUGAUUGCACCUUUUGUUGUUUUGGGAGCUUUGGGAUUGAGCAUAGUGCACGAGACUGAAUAAAUCAGUCCUAAAAAGCAACUGAAUGCAUUUCAAAGAGUAAAAAGACUCAUGUCUGUAGCUGUGACUGGUGAUCUCUUGUUUCACCUCUGUGUAGAUCUAUCAACAGUAUUGUACUUUGUUGAUUAUUCUCAUUAAAAGACAUUGAGACAGUAGUGCAAUAACACCUCAACGUGACUGUUGAGCACUGUCACCCUAUUAUAAAUAUAAAUAUGACCAUACAUACAGGACUUGUGUAUCUGUCAAAUACCUUAUUCUUACAUUCCCUUUAAGGUUCCGUUCAGUGGCAACUUUCCAGGUUGCUUUUUUACUGUAGUCAGAAGCUGGCUCCGAUGAAUAUGCCAUAUAAAACUGUUGAUUUUUGUGAUUAUCCUGCUUGGAUUGUGGAACUGAAUUUAAGGCAACCUGGAAUGAACACAGUACCUUGACUGGUUAUUUUCAGUUGAGUUGCAGCAUUUCAUGUUCCUAUGAGUAAAAAAUAAAAAAACACUUAAGAACUGCUUACCAACCUGUUAAUCCAUCUCCAGUACUAUGUUGCAGUAAAUUAUAACAUAUUGUAUUUGUAUGUAUGUAUGUGUCAUCUCAGGAGUUUAUUUUUUGUAAUAUAUGGAUUUAUUUAUUUAUUUAUUGAGGCUCCAUAUUAAUGGUACAGUAUAUAUUGUUUGUUUUGUAAUGUGUUUUUAUUUGUAACGCAAUACUGCUUUGCAUGAUCUGGUGACUGAUACUGUUUUUCUUUCCUGUACAGAUAAAAGUUAAUAAAGAUGUGGUUCCAUCA
This is a messenger RNA of Micropterus salmoides (largemouth bass), 4997 nucleotides long. It is a transcript of the gene syn2b, whose product is annotated as synapsin IIb. Gene Ontology annotation, molecular function: ATP binding. Lineage: Eukaryota; Metazoa; Chordata; Actinopteri; Centrarchiformes; Centrarchidae. Bases 562 to 3060 code for a protein of 832 amino acids. The record is from RefSeq and is a predicted model, not a curated record. Gene Ontology annotation, biological process: neurotransmitter secretion. The transcript is spliced from 13 exons. Gene Ontology annotation, cellular component: synaptic vesicle; synaptic vesicle membrane.